Molecule: messenger RNA, 3733 nt
Organism: Cladocopium goreaui
Lineage: Eukaryota; Dinophyceae; Suessiales; Symbiodiniaceae
Source: the annotation of a GenBank genome assembly
AUGCCGUGGAGAGCCAACACUCUGACUAAAUUUGCUGUAGGGAAAUCUGACGAUGCUACCAGUGACUCUGACCGGGGUUUGGAACAUGUUGGCCUGGAUCCCAGUGCUGUGAAGCCUGGUCAGUUGCACGGAGCUGGAGCCUCAGAGGAUAUCCUUUUUGGAGUUUUUGCGGAAGACGUGCAUGAGACAGAGUGCAAUGAGUUUCAAUGGGAGGAGCCUGACCUUGUUAAGGGUCGAUGCUCGCCGAGACAAGGAGCUUUGGACCUCAAGGCAAAAUUGGCGCCGAGGGGUCCCACACUCAAUGAGGCAAGUUUUGAACAGCACUUGUCUCAUGCAUUUCUCAGCACUAGAGGACAGGUUAAGGUUGUCAUGCCAUGGGAAAAAGGAGUCUUCAAAAAGAUCUUCAAGAAACAACCGGAAGAUCAGUUGCAGAACCUUUUCAAGCAGCCUCGUCAUUGGGUGGGGCUGGAUGCAGUGCCUGAAGUGGAAACGAGUGAAGAGCUGUCGUCGGCUACUGGCAGUCGGCACCAACUGGUCGGGGCCCUUUAUGAGCAUGCAUUGUCAUCAGUUUCUGACCAGUCCUUCUUGCAACAGCGUCAAAGCAUUUUGGAAACUGCGGUAGAGAAAUGGUUCUGCAUCAUCAGAGUCAACAUGCUUGCCUCUUCAAUUGGGCAUGACAUCAUUGGUUUGGGCAACAUGGAGGAGCAGAGAAAAGGUGCAUUUCAAAUCAUAGAAGCGGUGAUAGGUGUCAGAUCCAGAACCACUGCAAUCACAAGGGCCAACGCCUUGCUCAAGUUCUUGCGGUGGAGAGCUGACAACUCAGACAGUGAUGGAAAAGAUUUUUCAGAAACAGAGGCAUGGACCUAUUUGAUUCAUCUGAGAGAGAGCAGCGCUGCGCCCACAAGGGCUACAAGUUUUCUGUCGGCCUGUGCCUAUGCGUUGCAUGUGUUCGGAUUCUUGGGACUGGAAGCCAUCUGCUCUAGCAGGAGGCUCAAAGGUUUGGCGGAGUUGAUGCAUUCUGCAAAAGCCCCUCUGAAACAGGCCCUGGUUUUGACAGUUGGCCAAGUGAUGUUUCUUCAUGGCAAGCUGGCUGAACCAUCAUGCAACCAUGUGGAUAGAGCAAUAGUGGCAUACUUGUUGAUUGCCCUUUAUGGCCGCUGUCGCCAUAGUGAUCUGCAGAAUGUCGAGGAGGUUAUUCUUGACUUUGGCCCUGAGGGUGGGUUCAUGGAAAUAACAACCAAAACCCACAAGACAGCACGAACGGUGGCGCAGAAAACCAAGUUGCUGCCCGUAGUGAUCCCGGCGGUUGGCAUCAAUGGCAGCGAAUGGAUUUCAGAGGCAAAAAGUGCCCUGGAAGAGUAUGGCCUGAAGUUGGAAGGAAUCACCUCGGCAGAGGUCACCCGCUUCCUGCGCCUCAUGCUUGAGGAUGAGGCAUCGAUCCAGAAGGAUACAAGGGUGUCAUCUCACUCGCUGAAAGCCACGGUCUUGUCGUGGUGUUCCAAGGCUUGCAUGGAAGCUUCAGACAGAGCUGUCUUAGGAAGACACGCAAGCGCUUAUGGAGAGUCGAGUGCAGUCUACGCUCGAGACCUUGCUAUUGGUGCUGUGUCCAGGUUGCAGGAGGUGCUGAAGAAGAUCCAUGGAGGAGAGUUUUGCCCUGAUGCAGCCAGGUCAGGGUAUUUCCCGUUGCAGGCCCAGACAUGUGAGGUCGAAUUGCCGCUUGAGAGAGAUGUGGUCAAAGUUGAAGAUGAACAGACUGAGGAGGAGCAGGCAACUGCAGCUCCCGACAAGGAACAAGUGCCUGAUGAAGAACAAUUUGAUGGUUCUUCUGACAGCUCGGAGUCAAUGGAAGGCUCGGAUUCAGGAGAUGAGGUGGUGGAGCCCAACCCCAAGUGUUUCAGACACUUUGCUGUUGGUCCUCUCUCAGGCAGAUUUGUGAUGCACGAUGUUUCGAAGCUGGUCCAUUAUGCAGACCCAAGUUUUGUGGACGGUCGAGGGGAAAAGCAGGAUACCCCCGAUAUGACAGUCACUUCAGCACUUCAAGUGCAAGAAGCUUUUCAGCGUCGCGGCAUAGCGCUGGUGUUCGCCGACCUCAUCACCCAUGAGAGCUACACCAGGACCAAUGUGAGCCAGCUUGUGAAUGCUGACAAAUCUGUAUGGCAGAUGUUACUGGAGGAGGGUGUGCGGCCCAAAAGGGACGAGACGGGGGUGCUUGCUUUGGAUUCAAAGCUGUUGGAGAGUCUCCAGAGCUAUCGUGUGUCCUUUUCCUUGCUGCCGAUGAUUGCCAAGAAAGACAGCACUCCGAGCCCAUCCAAAACAGCCAAACCUUCUGUGAGCCAUGGUGGAAAGGGUGCAAACUUGUCCGUGCAAAAACCCUGGAUCAAGUCGAAAGGUGGCAAAAAAGGUGAAUCAGAUGUGCACAGCCACAAACCUUGGGGCCUGGUACAAUCAGAGUCAGGUUUUCAUUUUUCUACAAGUGAAGAGACGGCGUACCCCAGAGGACUUGCUCAUGCCAUUGCGAGAGUGUUUGCAUCCCUUUUGUCAGUGCAUGGGUGGAAACCUCCUCUUGAACAAAUGCAAGAACAGCCGGAUGUGUCCUUGCGCUCCAUGAAAGCCAUUGCAACCGCGCAGCCAAAGGCAUCAAAAAUGCCGCCAAUAGUCAGAGAGCACAAAAGCGUGGUCUUGAUCACAGGGCCUUUCACUGCACUUGCAACAGCACCAGUAGAACGCAUGCAGAGGUUGAAACAAAGCUGGACUAUUCCACCAUCCUGUCAAGCAAAUGUAGAUCACUUACCUCCUGGUGCCCAGCUGUUGCGUACCACGCCAUUGCGGUCAAAUGGGGGUUUGUUACAGACCAAGCAGCCAGGAGUUGGUGUCUUCGAGCAAGCGUGGGGCAUUCCAUUUAGUCCAGAUGAAUUUAUACAGGAAGCAUUGGAGCGAGGGCAUCCCAAAUCUUUUUCCAGGCUGGUACCCCGAGUGUUACAAACUGCCAUUGAAAACAACUUUGGCAAAGACGGAUUGCACUCCUUACCUUUAAGUAGGAUCCAAUGGUUUGCAAAAUGGACCGAAAGAGCCAAACAACUUCAGCAGCGAGAUAUGGAGAUCAAGAAUGCACUUCCAGACCAUGCAGCCAAGAUUCUGGAAGCAAAACGUUUGGCCUUGUUCAAGGAAAUUUUGGAAGACCUUGAGUAUCCCGAUUUGGGUGCGUUUGACGAGCUGGUUGACGGAACUGACCUUGUGGGUGAAGUGAAGCCUUUUGGAAUUUUUGAAAAAUCAUUCAAGCCGGCGGAGAGAACAGUUCAGCAGUUGAGAGAAGCAAGCAAAUCAGAACGAAUGCUCAAUUUCUUCAAGUGCUCUUCAUCAGGGGACAAGGAAAUCGAUGACAUUGUUUACAGAAAAACGUUGGAGGAAGUUGAGUUCGGUUGGGCCACAGGGCCUUUGCGGUUGGAAGAUUUGCCUGCAGACGCUGUGAUCAGCAGAAGAUUCGGCCUUCGACAGCCCGGCAAGAUCAUUUGGUACAUUGGUGUCAAAGCCCUCAACCUCGUAUGGAGUUGUUUCUUCGACGACUAUGUGAUCUUCAGCCGUGACGAGCAUGUGAACAAUGCGGAGCAGUCCGUGUCUCUUUUGUUUAAACUGCUUGGGUGGAAAUUUGCUGAAGAAGGGGACAAGGCGGAUACCUUUUGUAGAGAAUUUGGAGCGCUUGGCAUUCGCAUCAUUUUGGAUGAAGCAGACAAAG